AUGCCCUACGAACACAGCACUUUGAACUACUGCCGGACGCUCAAACUUCGCAACCAGACUACAUAUCUGAACACGUCGGUACAUGUCCCAGCGAAGCUGCAUUAUGUGCAGUUAACUGUGAGAUUAAACUAUAAAUACACAUCCUACCAACCGUUCCUGAUAGACGUUGUGAUUGAUAUUUGCCAAUACCUACGAAACCCGUCAACGAACCCGAUUUUAUUCUUCAUCUACAAGGCGUUUCAAGAAAGUGUUCCAGAUUUGGUUUACCCCUGUCCACACGGUAAUAAAACCUACUACGUGCUUUGGGCAGUCACGGAGAAAGUGCUGCCACCAAACAUUCCUCCGGGGGACUACCGUUUAGACAUCACAUUCCGGGACAAGGACAAUGUAACCCUGUUCGACAUAUUGGUAUAUUUCUACUCAAGGAGUACUAGUCUCUUAGGUUAA
Anopheles nili is the source of this 447-nucleotide messenger RNA. RefSeq lists its product as uncharacterized. Bases 1 to 447 code for a protein of 148 amino acids. Lineage: Eukaryota; Metazoa; Arthropoda; Insecta; Diptera; Culicidae. The record is from RefSeq and is a predicted model, not a curated record. The transcript has 2 exons.